Molecule: messenger RNA, 1783 nt
Organism: Cannabis sativa
Lineage: Eukaryota; Viridiplantae; Streptophyta; Magnoliopsida; Rosales; Cannabaceae
Exons: 3
Coding region: 549-1448 (299 amino acids)
Source: RefSeq, a predicted model, not a curated record
AGGAUCAUAGGAGUCGGUCUCUCUUCUCGUACCCACUUUUGAAAAAAGAAAAAACACACACACAAAAUGAAGUUACCACCUUUAUUUUUAUUUAAUUUAAUUACACACUAUUAUUUGGUUCAUUAAUGAAAUUUCCAUUCAACUAAAAACCUUAUUUUCAUUCCUCUUCUUUUUCCUAGUCCUUUUCCCCCCUUGAAUUUGCUUUUCCUAGUGUAGUAGUAAUAAUAGUAGUAGUACUCGACUUAUGUCCAAGUUUUUCUCAGAGAAAAUUCUUGCAUCGUUUUGGGUCUCUGGUUUCUUUUCUCAUGUGGGCAUGUCAGCUUUCUCUUCUCUGAGCUUGGAUGAGUGGGUUUCUUUUUGGGUGCGUGUAGAGAGAUAUGCUUCAAAUUCUUAUUCAUUCAGAUCAAGUCAAGGCUGAGAAUGAGAUAUUGUAACAUUUCUGAGAUGGGUUUUUCGUUUUGGCUUAUGAUAAUUUGAGUUGUUCGUUAAAUUGGUGGAGAGUGAAGUUUUGAAAGUGAAUUUAAGUUUUGCCAAAAUUAGAAAAAAAAAUGAGAGAUUUCCCAUCUUGUUUCGGUGAAAAUGGAGUUCAAGUUGCGGAUUCUUCUUCGUCGAGCAGCAGUAAGAAUGCCCAGAAUUUGGUUACUUGUGUGUAUCAAUGCCGGCUUCGAGGAAGGUCUUGCUUGAUUACUGUUUCAUGGAGUAAAAACUUGAUGGGUCAAGGCCUUACAGUUGGAAUCGACGACUCAUCGAAUCAUUGUCUCUGUAAGGUUGAUAUUAAACCAUGGUUGUUCUCCAAGAGAAGAGGUUCAAAGAGUUUAGAAGCGUAUUCUAGUAAGAUUGAUAUAUAUUGGGACUUUUCUUCUGCUAAAUUUGGAUCCGGGCCUCAACCAUUGGAGGGAUAUUAUGUGGGUGUUGUGGUAGAUCGACAAAUGGUUCUCCUUCUCGGGGAUUUGAGAAAAGAAGCUUUCAAAAAGACUAGUGCAACUCCUAUGCCUUCAGAUGCUGUUUUUGUUGCAAAGAAAGAACACAUCUUUGGUAAGAGGGUUUUCAGCACCAAGGCUCAGUUUUGCAACAAUGGUCAAAUUCAUGAUCUUGUGAUAGAAUGUGACACGAUUGGAGUGACUGAUCCGUGCCUUAUGAUCAGGGUAGAUGGUAAGACUCUGAUGCAAGUGAAGAGGCUUAGAUGGAAGUUCAGGGGAAACCAUACCAUCUUGGUUGAUGGUCUUGCAGUUGAAGUUUUCUGGGAUGUCCACAGUUGGCUCUUUGGUACAUCACUUGGGAAUGCUGUUUUCAUGUUCAAGACAUGCCUGUCUGCCGAGAUGUUGUGGUCUAGUCAAUCUCUAGCCGACCCGAAUGCUUUACCGUGGUCUUUUUCGCAGCGAUUUUCUGAUAGUAAAGGGUCAUCUCUUGGUUUUUCCCUGAUAUUAUAUGCUUGGAAGAAUGAAUAGAGUGAGGCAAAGGUUCUUCAUUGAGAGCUAUUUGCUUUGCUAACUGUGAGUGAGUAGUGAUGAUUCUUGUCAACUAUGCUUGGAUUACACCAGAUUAAAAUUAUAUAUGAAUCCAUUUGUUCUUUUUGUUGUCGUUUUAUUUUUUCUUUUUCACUUCACUAUUCAGUAAAUUAGGCCACAUGAAUAGAUCACAGACAUUUUUUUUCAUUCCCCUUCUGCUGGUUGUAUAUCCCUCUUACAAUGUUAAAUUGGUUCUCAAUAUGUUUUCCCCCUCUAGUGAAUAUUCUGUUAACAAAAUCAUGAUUUUGAAUCUUAUUUUGCCUACUCAAACAAAA